UUUAUGCGUGUGGUGGCAGCAGAAGGCGGUGGGCUGAAGCUGAGAAGACAGAAGAGAGAAUGGAUCAUUCCUCCUACGAGGUUGAAGGAGAAUGUAGAUUACACCAGCCGAGAGUACAUUGCAAAGGUAUGAUCUGAACCUAUAUGUCUUACUCUAACUCAUGGAGUGAUUCAGAUGUUUCUGACAACCAUGAGACAUGAAAAAGUCUGAGCAUGACAUAGCUAUUUAGGCUACACAUCGGAUAAGUCAGUUAUCUGUCUAUAAUUAUUCAUGCAUAAUAAGAGCCAUGAAGCUACAGGGCUUUAGCGUUUAGUCAAAAUUAGCACUUUGAAAGGUUGUUGAUGUCUGUACCUUGAAUCAAAGAAAUGCUGAAUGUUGUCUUGCUUUUUACUGAUCAGGUUGGUUGCAUACAGUAAAUCUGUGUCAGCCACAUGUUGUGCUCUAAUGUGAAAAAAUGCCUGUGUAAUCGUUAUGUUUGUGAUUUAUGUGUUAGGAGCAGGCUGCUCAGAGAUACAGCCCAAUGUGCGGUCACACGUACAGUCACUGAGGAAUGGUUUAGUCUAAAAACAAAACAACAACAAGUCUUUCAACAACACAUUCUGUUGUACACCUGUAUCUCUUUUCUACAACUCAAACAUAGCAUUCAUCUAUUAAUAGUUUCAUAUCUACAGUAUACCUUGAUAUGAAAGCAUGUGUUCAGCUACUUCUUCAGAUGACAUUUGACAUUUAGGCUAUGCUAAAAAAAUGUACCUAGCUAUUCACCGAUGCUUACUAUUAUUAUGUCAAUACUAUUUCAAUAAUAAUAGUAUUUUACUAUCAAGGCUGAUUGGUAUGUGUGUUUGUGACAGAUUCGCUCUGAUAAGCAGUACACGUCAAAGGUGACGUACUCACUGACUGGGAUUGGUGCAGACCAAAACCCCAGUCACCUAUUCACUGUCAACAAAGAGAAAGGCCUGGUCAGAAUCAAUGGCAUUCUGGACAGAGAGAAGACCGCUUCCUACCACGUAAGCUACCCACUAAAACCUAAUCCAAGGAAUGGAAUGCUUGUGCUCAAAAUGUAAGAAAUGAAUGAAUGUCUAAUGUUUUAACAUGGCCUCUCUUUUAGUUACUUGGAGUAGCGAGAUACGACAAUGGAAGCAAAGCAGAGAACGACAUUGACCUGCGUAUUUUUGUUGAGGACCAGAAUGACUGCCAACCAGUGUUCGUUUUUGGCCAAUCAGGAUCCGUUAAUGAGUCCAGUGCUGCAGGCAUGUUCCAAUUAUUUUAAAUGUUUCUAUCAAACUUCAUGAUAAUUAGCAACCAAGCAACCAGAGUAGUGGUAAUGGUUGAAUUUGUCACUGUAGUAGCUGUUGUAGUAGUAGUGCUAGUACCAGUGGAAUAAGUAGAAUAGUGACAGUAGUGAUACAGUAGUAGUAGUCGUCGUCGUCGUCGUUGUAAUACAGAUGUUGGAUCUUAAUUUGAUCACUCUUGUUGCUGAGAAUUUUACCUUCACAGCAGGAAAUUCAAACGUUUAGUGUAUUUGAGUUUUAAAAAGGCUUCUGAAGUUUGUAAUUUCCACUUUGACAUUUCAGACUCAAUUUGACCUAAUUAAAAAUGUAUCAACCCCUACAAAAAUGUGCAAUAAUUAUAAUCCACAUAAUAAUUCACAUUUCCUGUUGCUGCAGGAUUAUUUUCCUGCUGUAGCAAACUGGCUCAAAUAAGAUCAUACAUCUGUAGUAGUAGUAGUAGUAGUUAUAGUAGUUCUAGUAGUAGUGGCAGUGGUAAUGGUAAUAGUAGUAGUAGUAGUAGUAGUAGUAGUAGUAGUAGUAGUAGUAGUAGUAGUAUUGGUGUACUGCACAAGUAACUUCCCAUUGGCCAAUUCCAGAAACCGUUGUCAUGAAAGUGAUAGCCACAGAUGCGGAUGAAGUGAACACACUACACUCUAAGAUUUACUACAGCAUAGUGCAGAAGAGUUCUUCAGAUAGUAUGUUCGCCAUCAACUACGAGACUGGAGAGAUUAUGGUUCGCCAGACUACGCUGGACAGAGAGGUGAGAGAAAUGCCUUGGUAUACUAUUAUACAGUAUACUGUGCAUCUAUGUGACCACAGCACUGUAUGCAUUAACACUUUCAGAGCCAAUAAUGUUGAUGUCUACAACAAUGAGUAAUUAACUGUAAGCUCUAUUAUAUUUAUUGGUUGUCUAGACACAAGACACCUACAUCCUGACUGUAAAAGGCUCAGACAUGAACGGAGAAAUGGGAGGAAACUCAGGAACAGGACAGGUGGUGAUUAAAAUCCUGGACAUCAACGACAACAUCCCCACCCUGGAGAAAGAAUCUGUAAGAAUCAAACCUUUCACUACUUUUCAAUUCUCUAUUCAGUUUAAUAGUGUUUUUAUCUUUAUUAUAUUGUAGCAACCUUAACCCAACACCUAGCAGCCUUGUCGAGAGGUUCAGAUCUCUUGGCACAAUGGCUAACGUGUUGGCUUGACAGUUGCUGGACACCCCAAAUUCACUGCAAUAUGUUGGGAUAUAGGAUGUUUAUGAUGUGUGUAUUUGUGUUUGCAGUACGAGGGCAGUGUGGAGGAGAACACGGUCAAUGUGGAGGUGCUGAGGAUCAAAGCCAUUGAUAUGGAUUUGAAGUACACUGAGAACUGGCUGGCUGUGUUCACCAUCGUCACAGGCAACGAAGCUGGCUACUUCACCAUCACUACUGACUCCAAGACCAACGAAGGCAUUAUUAUGAUCACCAAGGUACGGGCUAUGAUUGGAGAUCGACUCAGGCUGGAAUUUAAUCGAUAGCAUAUAGAACAUUUUAUUUUACAUUUAAUUCCAGCCUCAGUGUCUUGUAACUACUAGUCUUCUCAAUUCUCAUAAUAUUCCAACAUUGUUUGUAUCACUUGACUCAUUCUGCUGUUUAUCCCUGCUGUUUGAAUCUAAAGGCACUGGACUACGAGGAGCUGAAAGUGCUCAACCUUGCCAUAAGUGUUUCCAACAAAGCAGUGUACUACUUUGGCUCCUCCUCUACGAGUGGAGGGAUAGGAGGAGGAGGGGUUAUAGGCGGGGGUAUCACGGGCGGUGGUAAGACCUACCCCAUCAAGAUCAAUGUGGUCAACCAGAAAGAGGGCCCCAAAUUCCAGCCAAUGGUUAAAGUGGUGACCAUCUCUGAGGACUCCACCACAGUCACCAUUAACAAGGUCAUCACCACCUACGCAGCCAUCGACAGUGACACACUACUGACCGCUACCAAUGUUAGGUGAGGUCCCAGAUGUUUUCAUAUUGUUUGUUCGGAGUGAAGAUUAUGUGAUGUGAUUUUAUGUUAUGUUAAUCUCCAUCUUACUAAAGGAUAAUUUAGUUUAUCCUAAUUGUGUGCUCUUGUCAUUAUCAUUUUCUCAGGUAUGCCAAAAUAUACGACAUAGACAACUGGCUGAUCAUCGAUGAAAAGACAGCAGAGAUCAAGCUGAACAAAGUGCCUGAUCGGGAGUCCAAAUACCUGGUCAAUGGAACAUACUACGCCAAGAUAAUAGCCAUCACAACCGGCAAGUACCCAUACUAA
Messenger RNA from Coregonus sp. 'balchen', 3533 nucleotides. The record is from the annotation of a GenBank genome assembly. Lineage: Eukaryota; Metazoa; Chordata; Actinopteri; Salmoniformes; Salmonidae.